AACGCAGGCUGGAAUCGCAUCCGCCGCUUCUAUGAAUUGAGCCGCAAACAUAUAUUUCAGAUUUUGGCCACGCAAGUUUAACAAUUUGCUCAAAACUCAAAAUUCAACAUGCAAAAUAAUACGGCAUUCAUUGUCAUGUUAGUACUACUGGUGACGCUACUCGAUUACGGUACACCAUUAUUGCCCAAAGUGUUAGGUAGCAACAAGAAACACACGCUUUUGUUUAGUUCUGAAGUUCCGCAUGAGCACCAAAUUGUAAAACGAAGUCCUCGAAAAACAAUCAUUUAUGUAACAAGAUUGCAAAAAAGAAAGUAUAUCAUAAAAUGCUGUGGGAUGCGUCGAUGCACUAGCAACAGCUCCACAACCCAAAUAGAAACAAAAGCGCCUCCGAAAACGACAAAAGAUAGUCAAAAAGGGACCACUUUGGCGCCUGGGAAGAAAGUGACUUCCACUGCUGACGAGACCAGCCCACCAGCAGAUACGGAAGGACCUACCGAAAAUGGUCCUUUUACCAGUGAAACUCCAGCUGAAGGCGAAAUCGUCGCUCCGGCUGAAGUGCCGAAUACAAUAACGCCUGGAGCGACAGAGAUUCCAUCUAAUGCAGGUCUCACCCUGGGCCCUAGUGAAACGCCAGCGUCAACAACCGAAGCCGGCAUUACAAUUGUUGCUACGGAGACGCAGCCGCCUGCAGACACCACCAUUGACCCUGGUACUCCUGCUAUGACAUCUGGUGUUCCAAUAAGUACAGGGCCAAUCGACACCACCAGCACUUUAAAUGGCGCCACAACACCUGCGACUACAAACGCGAUCACAAACGCAAGUGUCACGACCACAACCUCUGCGGUCACGACAACUUUGACCUCCACUGCCCAAGUUGGAACAAAUGCCAUCACACCAGGCACAACUACAGCAGUUGAAAGCAAAUCAACUACUUCUAGUGUUGCAACAACUGCACCAACCACAGUUGUGACUCGCACAUCAACAACUCUUGUCCCAACAACUCCUCCACCUCCUUGUUAUAAUUCUAAAUCAAAUUACACUUUUUCAAUGGAAACGCAAACCUGGGGAAAAGCAAGAAUUGAGUGCCAAAAGCAAGGAAUGGAUUUGGCGAAUUUAGUGACGGUGGAAGAGAACAUUUGCGUCAAGCAUUUAAUCUCAGCUAAUCAAAAAACGAACAAAAUCUAUUGGAUUGCUUUGACCAAAAUGGGCCAGUCGAACUACACGCAGUGGUUGAGUGGCCAAGAACUGGUAUAUAACGAUUGGAAUCCUGGCGAUCCUGCCUCUAUUACUACCGAUGAUUGUGCUGUGAUUUGGAAAGACAAAUGGUUUGAUGCUCCCUGCUUUCAUUCUCUAAAUUACAUUUGCGAAACGCCUAGGCCUUUCGAUAUGUGCUCAAGUGUGAAGCCAUUUUCCAUUUCAACCAACAAGCUGAGUUUUGACAACGCUCGGGCUGAGUGUCAAAAAACCAAAAUGGAUUUGGUCAGCUUGGAAACGCCGGACCAGAACAUUUGCCUUCAACGCCAACUUGCUUCCUUGGGAAAGAAUUUAAUUUUCGUUGUUGAAAUCUUUAAUUUCCAAAAUUGGACUGCAGGGAUGGAACAAGAAAUGGUUCACAUGGGACUGACCAUGGAGGGCACGAAAAACUACACAUCCUGGGUGAAUGCAAAACCUCUCACUUACACAGACUGGUCUCCAGGAAAUCCCGCGCAAUUCGGAUCUGAUCAAUGCGCCAGCUCUUAUUUGUACCAUUGGUUGGACAUUCCGUGCACCAACGUUUACAAUUACGCUUGCGAGGACACUGUCAUUAUGUAGACCGUUGAUGUGAAAAAUUAAUAAAUAAUUUAUUCCUU
Molecule: messenger RNA, 1850 nt
Organism: Neocloeon triangulifer
Lineage: Eukaryota; Metazoa; Arthropoda; Insecta; Ephemeroptera; Baetidae
Product: brevican core protein-like
Exons: 11
Coding region: 109-1812 (567 amino acids)
Biological process (GO): biological process involved in interspecies interaction between organisms
Cellular component (GO): external side of plasma membrane
Molecular function (GO): carbohydrate binding
Source: RefSeq, a predicted model, not a curated record